Spinacia oleracea (spinach) is the source of this 903-nucleotide messenger RNA. RefSeq lists its product as uncharacterized. The record is from RefSeq and is a predicted model, not a curated record. The transcript has a single exon. Lineage: Eukaryota; Viridiplantae; Streptophyta; Magnoliopsida; Caryophyllales; Amaranthaceae. The coding region runs from base 1 to 903 and encodes 300 amino acids.
AUGAGACAAGAUUUAUGGAGGGAUUUGUUGCUGCUUCAUACUCAGGCUCCUUGGAUUGUGUGUGGGGAUCUUAACUGUAUUAUGGCUCUAGAUGAAAGAAUUGGAGCUCCGGUAAGACAUAGUGACAUUGUAGAUGUUAGAAACUGUAUGCAUGCUUGUGGUAUGGAAGACAUUAAAUGUGUGGGCAAUCUAUUUACCUGGAAUAAUAAGCAGCAAGGUAGUAGUAGAGUUUUUUCAAAAAUUGAUAGAAUUCUGGCCAACCAUGCUUGGCAAAGUUGUUUCUCAGCUGCUAAAGUGUGUUUUAUGCUAGAAGGUUACUUUGAUCAUUCUUCUGGGUUACUGUCUAUGUAUCCCAGAGAUGAUGGAGGGAAGAAACCUUUUAAAUACUUGACAAUGUGGAAGAGUUCAGCUGUGUUUUCAUACACUAUUCAGAAGGCUUGGAACACUCAGAUAAUUGGGAGUAAAAUGUUCAUCUUGGUUAAUAAACUGAAGAGAGUAAAGCAUGCACUUAAGGAUUUGAAUAAGGUAGGGUUUACUGAUGUGCAAGCUGCUGAUUUAAGAGCACAUCAGAAUAUGGUGGCUGCUCAGAGUGCAAUGCAUAAUAAUCCUAAUGAUCAAGGUGUCGCAAAUGCAGAGUUGAAGGCAAUCCAAGAGUAUAAAGAGAAACAUAAAGCCUAUCUGGCUUUUCAUAGUCAGAAAGCUAAGGUGGCAUGGCUUAAAGAUGGGGAUGAAAAUACUGCCCUUUUUCAUCAGAGUAUUAGGAGCAGGAAGGUGCAGAAUCAAGUUUAUAGCAUCUAUGAUAUGAAAGGGGAAUGGAAAGAUACAGCUGAUGGAGUGUCACAAGAUUUUUUAGAUUAUUACAAAGUGCUACUAGGUAGUUCUAACACCCUAAUAAUUCCUUGA